CAUCAUCGUCAAGUUUAAUUGCAUCUUAGUCGCAAAGUUUCUUCAAAGCCUUUAGGCAUCAGCGGAGCCAAAUAUUAAGGCGACAUUUGGAGCAUAAGAAAUAAUUCUCUUCCUGUGAGAAUUUAACUAUCUCCAGUGAAAUUACCGCUAAAUUCGUUUGGAAAUCAUGUGUUUCGAACAAGCCGGCCCUAAAACGUCUGCGCGCUCAUUCCGUCGAACACCUGUUGUACACGCACGCGCCGCCGCCGCCUUGCCACCGCAUUCAAUCCAAUGCGCCGCUUCUGCCAUAUCCCCCGCGGCCGGCGAGCGGCCGCCGCAUCUAACAACCAUCAGCUUCUUCCCCCGCCGGAGUGGAUCGAGCCGUACGCCGACCUCUCGGACCCCAGCCCGUACGCCUCCGCCUCGGCCGCCCCGCCCACCCCGUCGCCGUGGCUCCCCCGCGUCGUCUCCCUCGUCCUCCGCUCCCCGCCCGCCACCCUCGCCGCCGACCUCCGCGCCUUCUGCAGGACCUUCCUCCUCCGUCUCUCCCCCGCCUUCGUCGCCGCGGUGCUCCGCUCCCCGCAGCUUGUCCCCCACCCGCUCCCGUCGCUCCACUUCUUACGCUCCCUGCCCAAUGGCGCCGACCUCCUCGCCCACCCACAGCACCUCCUCAGCUGCUACGUAUCCAUCCUCCACUCCUUCGCCCGCUCCAGGGAGGCCGCACCCGACGCCGCAGGCCACGCGCGGCAGCUCGUCGCCGAGCUGCGCGCGCACGGGGACGCCGUCCUGCAGCACCUCACGCCGCCGUCCUCGGCGUCGCUGAUCCGCAGUCUCGCGGCCCUCGGCCUCUCCGAGGAGCUUCUAUGGGCGUGGCAGGCCAUGCGCCUCGCCGGCGUCGAGCCAUCCAGGCUCACCUACAACUGCUUGCUGGAUGGCCUUGUCAACGCCGGCCUUUUUGACACUGCCAUCAACGUGUUCGACGCAAUGUCCACGGAAGAUCGAGUGCGCCCCGACGUGGUUUCGUACAACAUUCUCAUCAAGGGGUAUUGCCGCUCCGGGAGAACGCAGGAUGCAAUGGCACGGCUCGCAGACAUGCGGGAGCAGGCAGAGCUUGCUCCGGACAAGGUGACAUACCUUACACUCAUGCAGUGCCAUUACAGUGAGGGUACCUUUCCGCAAUGCAUAGGCUUGUUCCAAGAAAUGGAAGAGAGGGGAAUGGGGAAGGAGAUACCUCAACAUGCUUAUGUGCUGGUGAUUGGCGCACUCUGCAAGGAUGGGAAACCAUUCGAGGGGAUGGCUGUGUUUGAGAGGAUGCUGAAGCGAGGUUGCCCAGCCAAUGCAGCCAUGUACACUGCGCUUAUUGAUGCGAUGGGAAAAUUCGGGAGGGAGAAGGAGGCAAUGGCACUCUUUGAGAGGAUGAAGGCUAGCGGGAUUGAGCUCGAUGCAGUCACAUAUGGUGUAGUUGUCAACUGCUUGUGCCGGUUUGGGAAUAUGGAUGAGGCACUAGCAUGCUUCAGGAGUUGUGUAGAGAAGGGUGUUGCAGUGAGUGCCAUUUUCUAUACAAGCCUAAUUGAUGGCUUUGGAAAAGCUGGGAUGGUGGACCAAGCACAAGAGCUCUUCGAGGAGAUGAUUGCUAAAGGUUUUGUGCCUGACUCAUACUGCUACAAUGUGCUGAUUGACACGUUAGCCAAAGCAGGAAAAAUGGAUGAUGCCUGUGCCUUAUACAAAAGAAUGGAAGAUGAUGGCUGUGAUCAGACGGUCUACACAUAUACCAUACUCAUUGAUGGUUUGUUCAAGGAACACAAGAAUGAAGAGGCCUUGAAGUUUUGGGACACAAUGAUUGAUAAAGGAAUCACUCCCACAGCUGCGGCUUUCAGGGUUCUUGCAAAUGGGCUCUGCCUUUCUGGCAAAUUUAGCCGGGCUUGCAGAAUAUUGGAUGAACUGGCUCCGAUGGGGGUGAUACCUGAGACAGCCCAUGAGGAUAUGAUCAAUGUGCUGUGCAAGACUGGCAGAUUCAAGCAGGCCUGCAAAUUGGCAGAUGGCAUUGUGCAAAAGGGUCGGGAGAUACCUGGGAGGGUCCGAACAAUGAUGAUCAAUGCACUAAGGAAAGCAGGAAAUACUGAUCUGGCAGUCAAACUAGUGCAUAGUAAGAUUGGCAUUGGGUAUGAAAGAUCUGGCAGCAUAAAAAGAAGAGUGAAAUUUCAGACCCUAUUUGAAUGAGUUGCCGAUGGUUUAUUUAGUGAGAAGACAUGGCGUGAGCUUACACUGAUGUAUCACUUCGCUCCCCAGGCUAUCGGUCUGACGAAAGCGUCCCCUCCUACAGGGUUCUUGUUGAAUCUUUUGGUAGCUCUGAGGAGUUAGGAAAGCUGCUUACACACCGAUUUCGAGUUGAUAAAUUA
This is a messenger RNA of Phragmites australis (common reed), 2378 nucleotides long. Its product is annotated as pentatricopeptide repeat-containing protein At1g03560, mitochondrial-like. The transcript has a single exon. Gene Ontology annotation, molecular function: protein binding. Lineage: Eukaryota; Viridiplantae; Streptophyta; Magnoliopsida; Poales; Poaceae. The record is from RefSeq and is a predicted model, not a curated record. The coding region runs from base 271 to 2199 and encodes 642 amino acids.